This is a messenger RNA of Macrosiphum euphorbiae (potato aphid), 510 nucleotides long. The record is from the annotation of a GenBank genome assembly. Lineage: Eukaryota; Metazoa; Arthropoda; Insecta; Hemiptera; Aphididae.
AUGAAAGCAAUAUAUUCUGUGUUUUUUUACAUAUCGUUAGCAAUUGCAUUAUGUUCAUCCAAUGUUUCCACGUUCUGUGGAAACAAUGAACAGAUCGAGGAUUUGCAAACCGCUUUAAUAAUUUACGAAUCCACUUACGAUGUAAUGUCAACAUUGUCUGCUAUACCGUUAACAAGUGUGGCGUUAACGUUCGUACAAGUGACGUCGGCCGGUCAGUUUGCUAUGCGUUUGAAGGAAGCGUUUGAAGAAAUGGAGAGUUCGUUGAAUAAAGAUCAUAAAGACUACAGAAAAUGUUCAGAAAUAUUGGGAAAAACAGUAGCAGCAACCACAGCCAUCAAGUCAGCUAGUGCUGGGUUCUCUCUUAUGUCAAUGAUACCGGGUUUCGGUUUGGCACUCUUAGCUCCGAGGAUAGCUUCAUCGAUAUAUGCUAUGUUAAUUAUAAGAGACACUUUAGAAUUUUGGCAAAGUAAUGAUUGCCAAUAUGCUACAACGAGAGAUUGUGAUUUAUAG